UCUCGCUCGCCCCGCCGCCCUCGUCUCUUCAGGAGCUCGCUGGAGCCCUCCGGCGUGCGGGGUCCUACUGGGAGGUGCCCUCCAGCCUAGUAAUGGGGGGCGGCGAGGCCCCGUAGGAGCGGCGCGGCGGCGCGGAGGGUGGCAGUGCCCCGGGACCCGGCGGUGGGCGCGCGCGGGCGGGUCCUCGCGCCGGCUCGGCCGCUGCAGCAGCUGCGAGCGCGCCACACCACCGAGCCUCCUGCAGCAAUGGCUCGUCCGUGAACCGCCAGCGGGCUCUGUGCCUUCCAGGAGAGCUUGCAUCCUUCCUUGGGUCUGCCCCACGGUCUUGGGUGAAAAUGGCUGUCUAGACUAAAAUGUGCCAGAAGGGACCAAGCGGUGGAUAUCGAGCCUGGUAAGCCCAACUCAGAAGCUCCGAGAGCUGGAGGAGGAGGAGGAGCUCGGCUCUGAAAAGUGCAGUCAUGAAUUCUGGAGUUGCCAUGAAAUAUGGAAACGACUCCUCGGCGGAGCUGAGCGAGCUCCACUUGGCAGCCCUGGCAUCACUCAAGGGAGAUAUAGUGGAGCUUAAUAAACGUCUGCAGCAAACAGAGCGGGAACGAGACCUUCUGGAAAAGAAAUUGGCCAAGGCACAGUGUGAGCAGUCCCACCUCAUGAGAGAACAUGAGGAUGUCCAGGAGCGAACAACGCUUCGGUAUGAGGAACGCAUCACGGAACUCCACAGCAUCAUUGCUGAGCUCAAUAAGAAGAUAGACCGUUUGCAAGGCACCACCAUCAGGGAGGAAGAUGAGUACUCAGAACUGCGAUCAGAACUUAGCCAGAGUCAGCACGAGGUCAAUGAAGACUCUCGAAGCAUGGACCAAGACCAGACUUCUGUCUCCAUUCCUGAAAACCAGUCUACCAUGGUCACUGCUGACAUGGAUAAUUGCAGUGACCUGAACUCGGAGCUACAGAGGGUGCUGACGGGGCUGGAGAAUGUGGUCUGCUGCAGGAAGAAGAGCAGCUGCGGCCUCUCUGUGGCCGAAGUGGACAGGCACAUCGAGCAGCUCACCACGGCCAGCGAGCACUGUGACUUGGCUAUCAAGACAGUCGAGGAGAUCGAGGGGGUACUUGGCCGGGACCUGUAUCCCAACCUGGCUGAAGAGCGGUCUCGUUGGGAGAAGGAGCUGGCUGGGCUGAGGGAAGAGAAUGAAAGUCUGACCGCCAUGCUGUGCAGCAAGGAGGAGGAGCUGAACAGGACCAAGGCCACCAUGAACGCCAUCCGGGAGGAGCGGGACCGGCUCCGGAGGCGGGUUCGAGAGCUUCAAACGCGACUACAGAGCGUGCAGGCCACAGGGCCCGCCAGCCCUGGCCGCCUCACUUCCACCAACCGCCCAGUUAACCCCAGCACCGGGGAGUUGAGCACGAGCAGCAGCAGCAAUGACAUUCCCAUUGCCAAGAUUGCGGAGAGGGUGAAGCUAUCGAAGACCAGGUCCGAGUCUUCAUCAUCUGAUCGGCCAGUCCUGGGAUCAGAAAUCAGCAGCAUAGGGGUAUCCAGCAGUGUGGCGGAACACCUGGCCCACUCUCUCCAGGACUGCUCCAACAUCCAGGAGAUCUUCCAAACGCUGUACUCACAUGGAUCUGCCAUCUCGGAAAGCAAAAUUAGAGAGUUUGAGGUGGAAACAGAACGGUUGAAUAGCCGCAUUGAACACCUCAAAUCCCAAAAUGACCUCCUGACCAUAACUCUGGAAGAAUGCAAGAGCAACGCUGAGCGGAUGAGCAUGCUGGUGGGGAAGUAUGAAUCCAAUGCCACUGCGCUGAGGCUGGCCUUGCAGUACAGCGAACAGUGCAUAGAAGCCUAUGAACUCCUCCUGGCACUGGCCGAGAGCGAGCAGAGCCUCAUCCUGGGGCAGUUCCGGGCAGCCGGCGUGGGGUCCUCCCCUGGAGACCAGUCAGGGGAUGACAACAUCACUCAGAUGCUCCAGCGCGCUCACGACUGCCGGAAAACAGCUGAGAAUGCCGCCAAGGCCCUGCUCAUGAAGCUGGAUGGCAGCUGCGGGGGCGCCUUUGCCGUGGCCGGCUGCAGUGCGCAGCCCUGGGAGAGCCUCUCUUCCAACAGCCACACCAGCACAACCAGCUCCACAGCCAGUAGCUGCGACACCGAGUUCACUAAGGAAGAUGAGCAAAGGCUGAAGGAUUACAUCCAGCAGCUCAAGAACGACAGGGCCGCGGUCAAGCUGACCAUGCUGGAGCUGGAGAGCAUCCACAUCGACCCCCUCAGCUACGACGUUAAGCCCCGGGGGGACAGCCAGCGGCUGGACCUGGAAAACGCAGUGCUAAUGCAGGAGCUGAUGGCCAUGAAGGAGGAGAUGGCCGAGCUGAAGGCCCAGCUCUACCUCCUGGAGAAGGAGAAGAAGGCCCUGGAGCUGAAGCUGAGCACGCGGGAGGCCCAGGAGCAGGCCUACCUGGUGCACAUCGAGCACCUCAAGUCCGAGGUGGAGGAGCAGAAGGAGCAGCGCAUGCGAUCCCUCAGUUCCACCAGCAGUGGUGGCAAAGACAAGCCCGGCAAGGAGUGUGCUGAUGCCGCCUCCCCAGCCCUGUCACUGGCUGAAAUAAGGACAUCAUGUAGCGACAGCGAUCUGGCUGCCGAGUUCGCCAAUGCCAUCCGUCGGGAAAAGAAGUUAAAGGCCAGAGUGCAAGAGCUGGUGAGCGCCUUGGAAAGACUCACCAAGAGCAGUGAAAUCCGACACCAGCAAUCAGCAGAGUUCGUGAAUGACCUAAAACGAGCCAACAGCAACCUGGUGGCUGCCUAUGAGAAAGCAAAGAAGAAGCAUCAAAACAAACUGAAGAAGUUGGAGUCUCAGAUGAUGGCCAUGGUGGAGAGACACGAGACCCAAGUGAGGAUGCUCAAGCAAAGAAUAGCUCUGCUGGAGGAGGAGAACUCAAGGCCACACACCAACGAAACUUCACUUUAAUCGGCCCUUGGGCACCAAAGCUCUUCCCGUGUAAGCUAAACUCUAGCAGGUCACCAGGGACAGAAGUGCCCCGGGAGGCAGAGCACCUGGUGGGAGUGUGACAAAAAGGAAGGUUGGCAGUUAGGUCAGCACCUACCCAGUGGAGUGCCAUGGACUCUGCCCCAGGGGCGAGUGGCCUGGUGACACCACACCAUGUAGACUGUAUGCAGGGGAUCCCGCCCCCCCCUUCCGGGCCCACGGACAGCUUGUAAAUACCUGCUCUGUGCGCCAUGCACAGUAGGCCUUGCUUCUGCUCUCAGCCCUGGCGGUCACUCUCCCACCUGUUCUGGAGCUUGUGCAUCAGUGGUGCCCUCAGCAUUUGUUUUACAAGACUGUCCAUUCUUUUCUUCUUUUUGGUAGAUAGCGACCUUAUCUCUGACAUCCCGUUUCUCCUCUUUCUUCUUCAGGGAUAAAUGCUGACAACACAUGGGAAUGGGGGAGGGGGUGUCUUCAGCCUCUAGAACUGAUUUGCUUAUUGCAACCAGGCUUUGGUGUUCAAGUCCCACGUACCAACCCUGAGAUGGGCAGUCCCUCAGAGGUGCUCGGCAAGCAAGGUAGAUUACAGGGUGGUGCAUAGGUGCAUGGGCUUUACUUCUGGUCCCCGAUAUAUUUGAAGAUACAGGUGGAGCAACCCCAGGGCUGUGCCGGACAGCUCUGUUUGGGAGAACGCACACUUCUUUCACCUCUCACUGUGGAGGCAGGGCUGGGAAGGGCACUUCUCUUUUGACUCUGGCAUUUUCCCUCCUAGUGGAGCCUUAUUAAAGCCAAGACUUAGAGCUGAGAUAGUCCUGUUAAUACAUAUUCCUGUUGCUACAUAGAGGUGGAACUAAAAUUUUACCAGGAGUUUCUUCAAGAGCAGAGGGACAUGGUUAGUACUUUCGUGCCCCCGCCCCCGCCACCCAGGGCACCACAUAAUUGCUGUUCUGCAUGAAUCAUAGCUCAUCCACAGGAGGAAAUACACAGCUCUGUACCUGAUUCUAUUUCUCUAAGGGCAACAGACAGGACAUGGAGGAGACUGAAUGUUUUGCAGGCUGAUCCACCUAUUGAAGAGAUUGCUACUGAACCACCAGUUCGACUUCGCUUCUGCUGUUAGGGCAGCAGGUGAAGGAAUGGUUGUUGAGACCUCCUCUUAGCCCCCCCAGAGAAAUGGUGGUUAGUAUACGGUACUUAGUACUUAAAACAGGUUAAAUCUCAAGAAAAAUGCUGACAGGGCUGGGUCAGGACCAAAGUACCUGAAUUCUUUCAGGAAGGCCUUCAUCGUACAUUCAUUAUUCCAUUUCUGAUCUUUCAGUUCUUCUGUAGUUACCCCACACGGACAGGUUUUCAAGGACCACUUGGCCUCUCAUCCUGUAGCACCUGAAGACCUCCCCAGUCUCCUGAGAACUGUGUCCCAAUGCUAUAGUUCACGAAGUUUUGUUUAUGAUCAGGUUACAUUAGGGCUCACCCAAUAUCCGUGAGCUAAAGGUCUGUUUUCAGACAACCAGAUACAAGUUCCUCAGGCCUUCUUUGCAAUGGCAAAAGCCACCUCCUCGGAGGGCAGAGCUGUUCUUUCCCAAAAGUGAUCCUCCUUUCUCAGGCCAGCAGUGAAGCUGCCCACUGUCAAACAAAAUGAAACACAUCGGUCUGGAGGGACCAGCUUUUGGCUGCUUUGAUCACUGUGAAAGUGCCGAUUGGCUCCUGUUCUGUUACAUUAUCUACCAUUUAGUCAAAGUUGGUUCUUGUGAUUUUUUUUAAAUCCAUUUUUAUACUUGUGAUAAAGUUUCAUUUUGUCCUAAGGAAAACGUUGUGGCUAAAAAUUUAUGUGCAAAAAAUGGGGGGGGGGGGAAGGUUCAAAGGCAAAAUGCUGGUUUUCUGCAUUUUUCCAGUUUGCUUCGGGGAAAUGGCCUCCCUUCAGCCAACUGGGAUGUCCAAGGUGGGAAACCACUCGUAGCUCUUUUGUGACUGAACAGGCAUCAAAACAGUUUUAAUUUCACCAACACUGAAAGGUAUAGCUGACACAGGAAUAAAAUCCUGUCUGCUGACCUCUGCCUGCCAUUCUUGGUCCAAGUUACAGGAGAACACACUCUUUUUAGGUGAGUCAUAUAGGGUCGUGUAACUCUUUCAGGUUCGGGAGGGCUCAGUUCCUCCAUCUAAAGCCCCAGUGUCACCCUGCCUGGUCUCCUUUUGAGUUUAUACUUCAACAUCAUACUUUUAAAUAUGUGGUGACUAGGUCAAAACUAUUUCCCCAGAAAACUGUUACUUUUAUAAAUGUGUGGAAUAAAAAAAGCAAUUAAAUAGCUGAUUUCCUUUCCUUGUAUUUUUCAAAUACUCCCUAAGACAAGAUCCUGACUGAAGGUGAACCAAGAGGCACUGGUUUAUGCUAACUGUGGGGCUCACUGAAAAUCACAUUGAUUAAAUGUAAAAACCUGCAGGUGACUGAAUACUUUAUAACCUGAGUUUUUCUUUCUAAAUAGAAGCUGUCUUAUUAACGUCUCCUUAAAAGGUAAACAGUGAAACAGUUAACUUGUGUGAGCUUUAAAGUCUUUAGACUUUCAUGGUUUUUGUUUUCCGGUUUCCUCAGUGGUUACUCCUUUUAGGCAGUCACCUUCUCUGUUCAGAGUUCAGUCUCUGGCUCUCAGAGAAACCGGCAUGGGAAGAAAGGAUCCAUCUCAAAGUUCCUUGGGGUGGAUUUCCCACUGCCAAAUUCAGACACAAAUCAGGCAAAAGAGACUUCAGUCUGUGGCUGGAGUGGCAUCGAUAUGUGGGCCCGCCAACUGAUCUGAUGUUCUGCCAAACCCCUCUGCACCAGCUGCCAGAACUUCGAUGGACUUGCAGGUGGGAAGAUUCCUUUUUGAGAUGUACCAGAAGUUAUUUAUGAUUAAGUCUUACGUGAUCAGACAGGUGAGAUUUCUCAUGCCCUUCCUCCCGCUCAUGCCCCAGCCCCAGAGGUACACACUAGAUGUUUCAUCAUUGCCAAUGCAGGUAAUUAACUGUUUCAUAUUCACUCUCAACUGUAAGCAUGUCAGGCUCCUGAAGCUCACAUCCAUGUCGCCUGAAACUGGAAUGUUAAGUUAAUAAAAAAUUAAGUGCCAGUUAAACAUAAUUGCUUAAUUCUCCUCUCCUUGGAGAUGCAUGCACCUGUUGCUAAGUCCUCCUCUAUGCCUGCAUCAAUACUUUUUACAGGGAUCUCGGAGAACUUGAACUAGAGCCUUGACAUUCUACUACUCCAGAAAGGCAGUCCCAAUUAGAGCCUAUGUGAUUUUUACUUAAAAAGUGUUAAAAGUAAGGAUUUUACUACUCUAAGACAAACUUGAAACUAUCUGAAAAUCUCCUAGUUCCCAACCCUGCAUACCAAACCAAUCAUGUUAUUUUAAAUGAGAAAAACACCCCACAGUUUUAGCUCAUCUGGACUGGACUCUGUCACUGGCAUGAAUUUAAGAACCUCCACAGUUCUCAUAUUUAAGUAAAGUAAUGAGAAGAGACAUCAGAACUACAGAAAAUGCCCAAAGCUUUUAUUAUGGAAAUCCUAAGGAUCCAUAAAACUUGAAGCCAUUUGCAAAUGCCUAGCUGGGAGGAAAGUGCAAAGAUCAUGUUCACUAAGUUUACAGCUGUACCUACAUUUCUAGAUGCAGCAGAGACCAAAACAGACAGACCUGAUAAGUCAAAUUUCUGCACUGAAUUUAACCAGGAUGCAGUCAGUCAUAGGGCUGCCACGGUGUUUUGGGAGGGAAGGGUGCAGAAGUAACUUUUUUGAGACUUUUUCUGAAAUGACCGCUUUGUAGAACAGUAUUUAAAAAAAAAAAAAAAAA
Messenger RNA from Hyaena hyaena (striped hyena), 6775 nucleotides. It is a transcript of the gene MCC, whose product is annotated as MCC regulator of WNT signaling pathway. The transcript has 17 exons. The record is from RefSeq and is a predicted model, not a curated record. The coding region runs from base 459 to 2948 and encodes 829 amino acids. Gene Ontology annotation, cellular component: cytoplasm. Gene Ontology annotation, biological process: negative regulation of canonical Wnt signaling pathway. Lineage: Eukaryota; Metazoa; Chordata; Mammalia; Carnivora; Hyaenidae.